This is a messenger RNA of Eutrema salsugineum, 1499 nucleotides long. RefSeq names its product protein FAM98A. The record is from RefSeq and is a predicted model, not a curated record. NCBI's taxonomy places the organism in Eukaryota, Viridiplantae, Streptophyta, Magnoliopsida, Brassicales, Brassicaceae. Gene Ontology annotation, molecular function: RNA binding. The transcript has 8 exons. Bases 215 to 1276 code for a protein of 353 amino acids.
GGCUCUUUGAUGUCCCUUCGUAUUAUCGGCCUUUCCCGAUGCUGUUCAUCUGGAAACUCGCGAUUCCUCGUUGUCCCUAGGGUUUACUAAGGGUUUCUCUCUAUCAGUCUCACUCUCUCUCUCUCUUUCUCUAUCUGAACUCAUCUCCCUUAUUCUCUCCAGAGCGUUCACUGCUCUAAGAGCUAGGGUUUUCGAUAUUCCAUCUGCUGGUAUAAUGGACAGAUACCAGAGAGUCGAGAAACAAAAAGAAGCUUCUCCGAUUAACGAAAAUGAGAUUCGUAUCACCAGCCAAGGCCUUAUCCGAAACUACAUCAGUUAUGCCACCAGUCUUCUUCAGGAGAAAGGCGUGAAAGAUAUUGUGUUGAAGGCAAUGGGGCAGGCAAUCAGCAAGACGGUGGCGAUCUCUGAGAUACUCAAAAAUAAAAUUCCAGGUUUGCAUCAAGAUGUUGCAAUCAGUUCUAUGAGCAUUACUGAUGUCUGGGAGCCUAUUGAAGAGGGUCUUGUACCGGUGGAGUUGACGCGCCAUGUUUCCAUGAUUUCAAUCACAUUGUCGCUGACUGAGCUAAAUAAAGAUUCUCCUGGGUACCAAGCUCCAGCACAGAUAGAUCAGUCUAAGCCUCAAUAUCAACCACAACAAGGAAGACAACCCCGUCUUCCGUACAAUGCUUAUGGUGAAGAUUCGUAUGGUCGAGGGAGAGGACGGAGCAGAGGAAGAGGCAGGGGAAGGGGUGGAUAUGGAAACUACCAAGGGGGUUAUCAAGGAAAGUACCAAGGGAACUAUCAAGAAGAUUAUCAAGAAAAUGAUGGCGGGUAUGCAAACUGGGGCAGAGUCCACGGAGGCCGUGGACGUGGCCGGAGCUAUGGCUAUCAUGGUGCUGGAUAUCAGGGUGGCAGAGGCGGGUAUGGUGGUGGCAGGGAUGGCGGAUAUGGUGGUGGCAGGGAUGGUGGGUAUGGUGGUGGAAGAGAUGGCGGAUAUGGUGGAGGGAGAGGGUAUGGAGGAGGAAGAGACGAUGGUCACGGUAGAGGCAGGGAGGAGGGAUUUGGCGGAAGAAGAGGAGGGUUACGUGGUGGUCGAGGUGGCGAGAGAGGUUACAGGUAUGGUGGUGGCAGAGAUGAUGGAUAUGGCGGGGGCAGAGGCGGAUAUGGUGGAGGCCGAGGUGAAGGUUAUGAGGGAAGUCGAGGAGGUUAUGGUGGAGGAAGAGGCUAUGGUCGUGGACGUGGAAGGAUGGGUAAUGGUGGCAGAGUCGGGCCUCCUUCGAUACCAAUAAGGCAAUAGCCACUUAGUUUAAUUGCCUUAGGCCACUUAAUUUGUUUGUAUUAUUAAGGGCCACAUCAGAUUGUUUGUUUCAGUUAGUAAGUUGUUCUUUUUUUUUUUUACUUUUAAACCUGUAGUCGUAAAUUGUUUUUUGGGGAUUCAAUAUGAAACUUAUUUAUAAAAAAAAAGCUAUGUAAAGGGGAUAUUUUCUCAACAUAUAUCUCUUCCCUUUCACAAAAAAAAA